Diaporthe batatas is the source of this 624-nucleotide messenger RNA. RefSeq lists its product as uncharacterized. NCBI's taxonomy places the organism in Eukaryota, Fungi, Ascomycota, Sordariomycetes, Diaporthales, Diaporthaceae. The coding region runs from base 1 to 624 and encodes 207 amino acids. The record is from RefSeq and is a predicted model, not a curated record. The transcript is spliced from 2 exons.
AUGAAUAGGCCUGUAACUCAGAUGAAGAUGUCGGCCUUGACCCAGGCUUUCAAUGUGCACUGGGAGACUUGUGGACGCACUCCGUUCUGGCACACCCUGAAGGAGAACAUCCUCGCUGCGGCGUCAGAAACGAAAGCCGCAAGGAAGAGGGCCACAAGGAAGGAUACUCCAGUCACAAAGCAGCGCUUCCUCAAUCAAAUCAACGCGGCCUUCCACGAGAAGCUGCACUAUCACGCCAGGGAAGUCUUUGGGAAACUAUCCAACAGAAUUCUACCCAAGAAGGAAGUGGAUAAAUGGAGUGGCAUCGAGUUUGCUUCGGAGGCUCUCGUGCAGGAGGCAGAGUUCCACGAUCUUAGGAUCAAGGCUGGAGAUGAUAUCUCUAAACUGCCCAUCCAGGACUGCGACUAUCUUCUGGACAGCAUCAACUGCCUCGCAGAUACCCUCAGGGCCAAGGGCAUUGGUCCGGGACAGAAUGCGACAGCGGGUGGGGAGAGUGUCAAUAUGCCUGUGUCUGCUACACGGUUCAGAAUACGGAGCUCGGAUGAUUUGCCGGACAUGAAGCAUUUGGUCCUCACGCAUGAUUGCCCAGGGUGCAGUUGCUGUAAUCGAAAGCACCGUGCCUGA